AUGCCGUUCUUUCUAAAGAAACUUUACUUCAAAAGCUCGAAGAAAAAGAAAAGAAGUAAUAAACAAGGUUCAAUAUCCCAAGAUGAUGCCUUAGCAAAUGAAGAAAAUGAUUCGCAAUCAAUAGGUUAUGAUGUUCUAACAAGCCAACAGACCUCAUGCGAUGAAAGUAAAACUAAUUCUGAAGUUGUUUCAUUGGAGGUAGGAGACAACCAUAAUAACGAUUUAGAAUCUUCAUGUGUAGUUACAGAAGAGAAGAGAACAAGUGAAAAAUCAUCAAGCACGUCUGAUUUUAAUAAAGAUGCCAUUGAAAUUACUCAGAAUUGCAAUUGUUCUGAAAAUCGGAAGGAAUGCACUGGCUUUGUUCAAAAAUAUACAGCCCCAUCACUGGCUGGCUUAGAAAUUGAGGAUUUUAAUUGUACUGAAAAGUUAUUGUCGAAUUCAGUGGACAAAAAAGAAUCACCGGAAGAAGAAAAUAAGUUUAGAAGUUGUAUUCUUGAUAAUAGUUGUAUCGAUUUAGACACAGAAAAAAAUUUAACCGAAUCAUUAGCAGAAGAAACAUCAAAUAAUUACAAUCCAUCAGAAGAACUAGAAAUUUAUUCCCAACAAAAAAAUAAUGAUAGCUUUAAUAAGAAACUUAACUCAUGCGAUGAAAAUAAAAAUAAAUCUGAAAUUGUGCAAUCACUGGUAGUAGACGUAGCCAAUAAAAAUAACUCAGAACCUUUAAGUUUAUUCGCUGAGCAAAAAAGAACAAGCGAUGAAUCAAUUGACGUAUCCGAUAUUUACUUUGCCAAAUGUUCCAUUAAAGCAGCACAUAAGUACAAGUUUGAGAAUCAAAAGGAAGAAACCAACUUACUUCAGAAAUCUACUAUUAUAAAGAUUUCAUCUGAUGAUUCGAAUACCCACGGUGAUAAAGACAUUGCAAAGUUUCCUCCGAACAAAACAGAACAAAAAGAAUCAAUGGAAGUGGAAAACAAGUUUCUAAGUUUAAUUCUAGAAAAUAGUAGUUUAAAUUCAGACUCUGAAAAGCAUAUAAAUAAAUCUAAAUUUUCAAUGGAUCCAUUAGCAGGUGAUGUCUCCGUUAAUUAUAUAUGCUUUGUUCACAACGGUACAAAUACGCAUGAAACAGGUGGUUUGAUGGCACAAAAGACAAAUAAAGUCUCUUCUCAAAAUGAAGAGAAUGAGAAGUUGAAUGGCCCGGAUGUACUUUCUGAUUUUCCUACACCUAAUGACAUGAUAGAAAUUCUUAAUAGUCUUAUCAGUAAAGUCACUAAAGUUGACGAAACAUCUCAUAAUGUAACAAAUGGUGACGUCAUAUGUAAUGCGUCGACUGAACCAGAAGAAUCUUUAACAGGGCAGCAUUAUUUGAGUCAAACAAAUACGGAGAGCAUAUUAAAUGCUGCUACUGAAGCACCAAAUCUCUAUAUUGAACAAAAGGAAGUUUCAACAGGACAGCAAUGUUUGAGUCAAACAGUUCUGGGGAGCUUAUUAAAUGCUUCUAGUAAAGCACCAAAUGCAAAUAUUGAACCAGAGGAAGCUUCAACAGACAAACAUUACUCUAAUGAAACAGUUAUGGAGAGCUUAUUAAAUGCUUCUAGUCCAGCAACAAAUGCCUAUAUUGAACCAAAGGAAGUUUUAACAGAACAGAAUUAUUUGAGAGAACGAAUCAUGGAGAGCUCGCUAAAUACGACCAAUGAAGCAGUAAAUGUCUAUAUUGAAUCAGAGGAAGUUUCAACAGAACAGCAUUUUUUAAGUGAUAAAAUUAGGGAGAGCUCACUAAAUAUUUCUAAUGAAACAGCAAAUGAGACUAUUGAACCAAACUUGACUUCUACAAAUCAGCAUAACUUGAAUGAAACAAUUUUAAAUAGCCCAUCUGAAACAAUUGAGAAGCUAAAUGUGUACGUUGAACCAAACAAAAUUUCAACAGAACAGCGUGAAGUGAGUAAGGCAUUCGUUGACAACACUUUUAUACCAUUUAAUGAAACACCAAUUGUGUCUAUUGAACAAGGAGAAGCUUCUACAAAACAGCAAAAUUUGAGUAAAUUAAUUGUAAAUAGUUCAUUCAAUACAAUGACUGAAUCCCCAAAUAUGUAUAUUAAGGCAAUAGAAGAUUCGGCAGAACUGCCUGUAAAUGAAACAAUCGUAGACAGCUCAUUUAAUGCACCCAUUCUAAUUUCAAAUGCAUCCAUUGAACCAAAUGAAGCUUCAACAAAUAUAAUUUUGAGUAAGAAAAGUCUAAGUAACUCUUCUUAUAUAUCUAAUGAAAGACAAAAUGCAUCUGGAAGUGAUUCAAAUCUUACCAGUGAUUCUGAAGAUUAUCUCUGCAAUACUCUUAAUGAAGGCCAAGCGAUAAUCUCAAGUAUUGUAAAGUGUAAAAGCUUAACAGGAGAACAAUAUGCAGAUGAAGUUCCACAAGAAAGUAUGAGUCUGCUGGACUCAUCAUCUAUAUCUGACGAAAUUGAUUCUUCUGAAUUUGAAUUCGAUUAUCCCUCACAAAGUUGCGAAAACAUUCGUUAUACAAACAUCUGUGGGGGACGCAAUAGAACUGCAUCGUUCGAAAACCUUAUUAAUACAUAUGAAGAAUCGUCUUUCAUAACAGAGUUUGGUGAGUGUGAACUUGAACAACCGAAGGAACUGGAAAGAACCUCAAAAGAUAACAGAAUUCCUUCUUUAACAAUGUGCUUUAUAAAUCACGCUUUAAGUGAUCUUUCAAAUAUAAACUUAAGAAAAGAAAAGGAACUAAAAAAUGAAAAAUCAAGUACCCAUGAAUUGAGUUCUUAUACCAGUGAAUUAUUUGCAAAUGAUGCUUUCAAUUUAAGAGAUUGCAAUGAGCACUUAGAUAAAGGGAGUUCCAAUUGCAACGAACAAGUCAAUGCAAAUGAUUUAAGUUUCAUGAAGAAAUGUGGUGAAGGAAAUCAUCUAAACCAAUCAAUAACAACGCAUAGUUAUCAGAACAAUUUUAUUUCAUCAAAUGAUAAAUCCUUCGAUUUCGGUAAUCACAUUGAAAAUUUUAGAAAGAAUCAGGAAUAUUCUUCUGAUGACACAAAUAAUUUGCCGUUGCAAGAAACAAUAGAAAAGGGGAAUGACUCUAAACACACUAAAGAAAACAGUUUAACAAAUGUUGCAGAGUUACCUUUCCAAGUGGCUCAAGAAGACAAAUGUUUGCUCCCAAGGGCAAUGCGUGAAACUCCUGAUCUUAAUCAUACGUUAUCAGAUACAACUACAAAUGAUAAAUCAAUUCCAAAUGAAAAUAAAGACGCUUCUGAGAGAAUUAUGUCUUCAAACUCGGAGUUAUGCCUUGAAAAUGUCAACAAUUCAACUACGUUUAAUCCAGAUAACGCAUAUAUAACUAGCACUUCCUUCAAAACCCAGAAAGUCGAGGAAAUGCAGAGCAUACAAAAUACUGAUCGUCCUGGUGAAUAUGAUUACCAUAUCUUAAGAGAAGCAUUUGUAAAUUUUCCUUUUAGAUUAGGUGAGGAAGUUAGUAAGACUGAAAAUGAACUUGACAACCAGAAUAUCGCAAGGACAAUGUGCGAAACUUCUUAUGAUUAUCGUACUUUACCCGAUAUCUCAGAAGUAAAUACAAUCAGGAAUACAAUUUCCCUUGAAAAUAAUGACACUGCGAAGAGAAUUAUUUUUCAAAAAUCAGAAUUAUGCCGUGAAAAGUUAAGCUCUUCGUUAAAUACAGAGAAAACAUAUAAAUCGACUUCUCCUUGCAAGAAUAUCGAAGAAAUUCAGAACGAUCAAAAUAACGGGUGUUCCAUAGAAAAUGAUUUUCAUAUCUUAAAAGAAGCAUUUGAAAAUUUUCCCUUUCACUUAGGUGAGGAAAUUAAAAAGAUUAAGAACGAUACUGCAUUUCCAAUUCAUAUUCAAUAUUCAGAAACAGAUAAGUAUAACCCUAAUCCAAGCUUGGUGGUUGAAAAGUCUAAAGUGUUAAAUGUUGAAGAAAGCGCUUCUGCGAAAAAUAAACAAUCCAUCAUUCUUUCAGAACAAAGCAAUUCUUAUUUAUUAAAUCAAUCAAAUAAGAUCAAUAAAGAUGAUGACCAAUUUGUGGAUUAUGUAAAAAAUGGAGUAGAAAAUAGAACAAGUUUUGAGAUCUCGUUUGGUAAAAACGAACAGAUAGAAGAAAUCAAUUUGAAUGAAGAUGGUAGGAAUUCAGAAUUUGUGAAAGAUAAUAUUACUAAUAACGAUCAAUUGCAACCUGUAAAUAAGAACAAUGCAGAUUUGGAUCUAUCUUUGAACCCAGCAGACGAAGAUCCGAAAACAAAUGCUUGUGAAACGAAUAUUAAUGAUACAGGCACUGAAAAAAUUUAUUUUAAAAUCACGCCUUCUUCAGAAAGUACUUCAGGAGAAACAAGCAAUAGUAUUGACGAUGAACACCAACUUCGGGAAAAUGACAAUCUUACUCUUAGAUAUGCCAGACAAAAGGACAAAAAUAUGGAUGAAAACGAUGAGAAUAAAUAUGGAAGUUUGGAAGCUACAGAUGAUGCAUUUUUUGCCGAUAAGUUUGGAGUUAAAAUUAUUCCUAACAUUUCUGCUGAUUCAGUUGAAUCUCAAAGCAUGUUAGAUUUUGUAAAUUCCUCUGGCAAUUGUUUAGAAAAGGUUGAAACUGUUGGUAUCGAAAAAGAUUCUGAGAAUCAAGCAACGGUAUGGUGUUUUUCAGAAGAAGAUAACAGCAAAAUUUGUUUUGAUGAUCAAGACUCUUCUACUAAUAAUCACUGUGAGAAAAACAAAAUGCAUUUCGUACAAAAUGAAGCUGAAGAGGAAAUUCGAUGUAAGCCUGAAGACGGUGAUGUAUUGACGAAGAAGAAGAGUUUUUGCAAUGGCAACUUUACUGAAAUUAGAAACUUUGAUACAUUCAACGAAGAAAUUAUUUCUGAUAAAAACAAAAUAAAUACUACAAAAGAAUUAAUUGAUACACAUAGUUUUAGUGAGAAUAUUCUUAAGGAAGAGGUUGAUAAUGAUUUUACUGUACACUUAAAUACCAUAAAAUGCUUUGAGGAUAUUAUUUCAGAUGAAGAGGAGAUACAUAAAAUGCAAAGCAGCGUACUUUCAGAAUUCACUGAUGCAUGUGAUUUACAACAUUUAUCUGAAGAAAUGCAAAAAGAACAAGAUAGUAAUAUGGAAAAUUCGCAUGAGAAAAAUAAGCGCUGUUUCUUAACGACAAAAAUGCAGGAUAAUCUUUCUGAUGAAAGCAAUAAUAAAUUUCAAGAUAAACAUCAUGUAUCAGCUCAAAAGAAAUGGGAUAGUAUUAAUGUAAACUUUAUGAAUGAAACUGGGAGAACAGAAGGCUUUAUUGACAAUGAAACUAGAAAACAUAUUGAAGAAAGUAUACAAAAUUUAGUUACAUCAAAUAUUAAUGGUAAAGAUGACCCCUCUUUAAGAAGUCAUAAAGGUGAUGGAUGUGUGGACGAUAAUGAGAAGAAUGACGAUAUGGAAAACAUUCGGAAAAUCCUGAAAAGCGAAAGUAAAAUCAGUACUGUAGAUAAUAGCCAAAAAGAAAUUUUAUUUGAUGAGAGCAACACACUCACUAGCAUGAAUGAUAGUUUAAAUGUUGGCAAUGUGGAAAAAGACGAAAAAACUAGAGCUUUUCUCGAAAAUGAAAGUGGAAAUUUUAUUUCACUGAACGAUGAAAGUGAUGAAUAUGAAAUUGAUACCGAAAAUAAGCAAAACACGAAUUUCACGCAGGUUGAGUUUGAAGGCGAAGUUGAAAUAAAUACUAAAACAGAUUGCGUAUCUAGAGUGUUGUCUAGUGAGAGUAAAGAUUCUCUUACAUUAAAAAAAGUUAUUAGUUUUAAUGCCAAUCAGAAAAAAGAUAGCGAAACAUAUUUGCCUGGCGAUAACUUUGACCAAGAAAUUAAAACACUUAACGGAGAAUCAAAUCAAACUGAAACAGAUACAAAUAUUAAUAGACAAAACAAAGCCUCACUGAUGCAUAAAGACAAUGAAUACACUGCUGCUACUCAGAAAUACCAAGACUUGAAGUUUAUUGAGGAAAUGCUUGAGCGUGAAAGUAAAAUACAUACUGUUCGACAAAAUCAAACUAGAGAGCCAUUCAAUGAGAGCGCAAAUAAACUCCACGCAAUAAACAAAGUAAAUGCUGUUAAUGCCAACAAUCAGGAAAAAGAUGGUAACUCAUGUUUGUUUGUUGAUUGCUGUGACGAGGAAAAUGAAACACAUACUGAAGAAUGCUAUCAAACUAAAACUGUUCCGAGUACUAAAAGAAAAAACAAAGCCUCACUGAUACAUAAAGACAAUGAAUACACUGUUGCAACUCAGAAAUACCAAGACUUGAAGUUUAUUGAGGAAUUGCUCGAACGAGAAAGCAAAAUUCAUACUGUGCUCCAAAAUAAAACUAGGGAGUUGUUAAAUGAGAGUAAAAAUAAAUUCCAAGCAAUAAAUAAUGUAAAUUCUGUUAAUGCAAACAACCAGAAAAAAGACAGUAACCAAUAUUUUUCUGGUGAUAACUAUGAUAAAGAUACUGAAAUGUAUACUGAAGAAUGCAAUCAAAAUAAAACUUCUCAUGUUAAAAGCAAGGAAAGUAUCUCAUUGAGUCUUAAAGACUUUGAAAACGCUUCUAAUACUCAAAAAUACCAGGACAUAAAGUUUUUUGAGGAAAUCCUUAAAACAGAAAGUAAAAUACAUACAGUACAUCAUAAUAUAAAUACAACGUUGCCCAGAGACAGUAGAAAACUCGUUACAAUACACAAAACGAAUAUUUUUACUGAUAACAAUCCUAAUUUGCGUGAUGGUGAUUUUGACGAUAAAAUUAAAUUACAUACUGAAGAAUAUGAUUAUACUAAAAAUGCAUCUAAUAAUCAAAGCAGAGAAUUUACUUCCCUUAGUCAUAAAGAAGAUGUUUACGUAUCUGAUAAUCAGAAAAAGCAAGACUUGAAGUUUUUUCAAGAGAUUCUGGAAAGAGAAAGUAGAAUUCAUACCGUACAAUGUAGUCCAACAAAGCCUUUGCAAAACUGCAGUACAUUUAGUAAGUCUAUCAACAACAAAAACAGAGUGUAUGAAACAGGAAUGACUGAAGAUAUUACAAAUAAUACAAGCAAAAUAGAUUCUAUUAUGAAGAACCAAAAGGAAAGUGAACAUAUUAAAUUGCAAAAAUGUGCAUCGAUGAACGUAGAAAAGCAUGGGUGUACUGAUGAUUCGCAAAAUAAAUGGGAAGAAAUUGAGUUUUUUGAUAAGAUCCUAGAAAACGAAAUCAAAAUUCAUACAGUUAAUCAUAAUAAAUAUACCAUCAUUGAUGAAAAUCAGGGCACAGUAGAAAAUGUGCAUGAAAAAUCUCUUAUUAAUCAACAAAUCAAGCAUCAUCAAACAAAAGAUGAUGAUAAGUUUUUAAGAGAUAUUCCUACCGAUGGAAAAGAGAUAGAUGUGAAUGCUGUACAACAUAAAGAUUAUGAAACCUUCCAUAGUGAAAAUAGUUCCGAUGAAGAAUUUCAUAGUACCGAUGUUUAUUUCAUUGAACUGAAAAAGUCCAAAAGUUGUGAUGAACCUUAUUACACAACUUAUGAAUAUUCAUCAUCAAAUGAUAAUUUAGAGCAACUUAAAUACGAAGAAGAGAACAGUUACCAAAAACAAAUAAACCAUGAUGAAGAUAGUUGUCAUGAGUUGUUAAGAAAGAUAAGAGAUGAGGGAAAAACUUAUAGUACUUCUGAAGCAAGUUAUUUGAAAAAUUUCGAAUUAGAACUAUUGUCAAACAUACAAGAACAAGAUUUUCAUGGCUCGGAAAACUACUACGAAUUGGCUCAUGAACAUAAGGAACAGUUAUCAUCAAACUAUAAAGAUAAUAAUAAUGAUUUCGAAUGUUUCAAAGACAACAUUAAUUUAAGUGCGGAUUCGAAUACUGAGGCAGAUUUCAAAUGUGUCAAAUUUAAUCACCUUUAUAAUAUGAAUAACGAAAAAGUAAGGGAUUUGCUAAACUCAGAUAUUGGAAAAUUGGACACGGAAAUAUUCAACCAAACUCUCCAUUCGAAUGAGAUUGAUUUAUUAUUGGAUGCUAAGAGAAAAUAUCUUUACAUAAAGCAACAUAAAAAUAUCUCAGAUUGCCGGCUCCUUGAAAACUCCGAAAUUCAACGGAUUCCUGAGUCAUCAAAAACUGAUAAUAUACCUUCUGAAAGAGACAUAUUUUGUAGGGUGGACGAAAAUGAAACAGUUUCAACCGAAGCUGAUGUUCCUUUUCAUGAAAAUUAUAAAUUUGAAUUUACUCUCGGCUAUCAAGAUAAGUUUAAAGAAAUGCAAGAGGUAAACAAGAGUGAAAAUGUUGAGGAUCCGAUAUCAAGUGGCAAAAUCAUUGAAUGCAAAAAUGUUAUGAAAACUAAUUUAUCUCGAAAUAUUUCAGAACUUACAUCAAGUUCUGUGGAAGAAGAGUUAGGACAAAAUCUUAAAAAUUUAUUAUCAGAAAAUGAAGAUAAAGCCUUAAACAACCAAAAAGAAAUAUCAGAUAUUGGAGUUCCGAAUUCACGUAAAAAUAUCUUUUGUGAUAAAAAUAACAGGAAAAUUAACUUAGAACAAAAAUUUUAUGGAUCCACUUCGAAAACUGAAAAAGAUGAACUUAAAGGAGGUGAUUCUAAAUAUUUAUCAGAUAGUGAAAAAGUAACGACAUUAUUCAAUCAUGACAAAUUAAAUACGGAUAAAACUCGGAUUCUGACAAAUACUAAACCGGAACUCAAUGACAGGAUUUUGAAGGUCAAAUCUACUCCCAAAAAUGCACAUUAUCUAAAAGAAAAGGACAAACAUACGUCAAAAAAUGCCUCUCAGUCUGGAUCAGUUGGAAGGAAUCGGAUUAUAAAUGCUAGUAAAGCCAUUCGAACAAAAAACCGCCAUUCUGAAAGAUCUCCUGAAAGAUUAUCUCCUUAUAUGGCGUCAGUAGGCAUGCUGAAAGAGGACUUUCGGAAAAGGUAUAAUAAAAGAGACGGUGGAAAAAAAGAAUCCCAAAAGGUUUCUGGAUCUGAUAGGAAAAUGGUUGAGAAACCGAGGGCCGGGCGAAUGCUAUCACCUGAAGUUUUAAGGGCAAGAUUUGAUGAUAAGUUCAACAGGUAUGCUAGAAAGAAAAAAGAACCAUGUGAACUUAUUACUUAUAAGAGAAGCACACAAUGGUUGAAAGACGCUGGGAUUGUUGGCAGUCUCCUUACAGCUGAUGAAGCAGAUGAAGAAUUUCGAAAUUUGGCAGGAGUAAAAAUUGCUCUCAAUAAACAAGAUUACAGAAGAUUUUUGUUUAAGUUAACAAGGCUCAAGAAACUUAGCUACAAGGAAAUUUAUGAAAAAUUGUCUGCCGAUUUCGACUAA
Parasteatoda tepidariorum (common house spider) is the source of this 9291-nucleotide messenger RNA. NCBI's taxonomy places the organism in Eukaryota, Metazoa, Arthropoda, Arachnida, Araneae, Theridiidae. The record is from RefSeq and is a predicted model, not a curated record.